Messenger RNA from Malus domestica (apple), 10078 nucleotides. RefSeq lists its product as uncharacterized. The record is from RefSeq and is a predicted model, not a curated record. Lineage: Eukaryota; Viridiplantae; Streptophyta; Magnoliopsida; Rosales; Rosaceae. Gene Ontology annotation, cellular component: cytoplasm.
AUGCCCACGCUAGUCUGUACUUCUUCGGAUUCUGGGUUGGCUCGCUCGCUCACUACUUGCCUGAAAGCUCCAAAAACCAGAAACUGUCCUCCUCGGUCGGGACUCGGGAAUUGAAAAUCGCACCUCCUGGAGAAUAUUUUCCGGCGUCCUUCCGAAACGAUGCCGGCCGGCGAUUGAGAAGACCGCUACGCUCCGCACCGUACAAGAUCGCAAUGGAUUUGUCAUUGGUUGAUAAAGAACCUGCGGCGGCUGCUGUUCUGCAGCUACAGAGAUGGGGCCCUUCUCUUGCCCACCUAAACCUUUCCGAAUUUCGCCAAGCUUUUAUUUCUCCAACGAGACAGCUAUUGUUACUGCUUUCUUACCACUCCGAAGCCUUGUUUAUUCCUCUACUUAGCGGGGACUCUACAACUGGUAGUAGUAAUCUGGAGACUGGCUCUGGUUUCUGCUCACAAACAUUGACACCCCCUGGCAAGUCAGAUUCAAUAGGGGAUGAUUCAGUUCUAGAUUUUGAUAAUGAUUUCACCUUUGAUAGGGAAAUUGCAAGAUCCGAAAACUACCCUUUUGUUGGUGAUGUUAACUCUUUGGCUUGGGGUAUCUGUGAGGAUAAUUAUGAUCAGAACAAGGAUGCUUUAUUUAGUGAAAUUUUGUUUGUAUCUGGCAAGCAAGGUCUGGUGGUACAUGCUUUUGUUGAAUCCACCCGAAACACUGAUGUUGACAGGAAUGCACUGCAUGGUGAGUAUGUCCAGGGGAGGUGGGUGGAAUGGGGGCCUUCUGCCUCCUUAGUUGAAAAUAUGGUGGUGGAGGAAGCUACCAGCUUGAGUGUUAAUGCCACUGGAAAUAUUGAUUUAAACAGAGCCAAUGGAGACAGUGAAAGUCCCCAUAACAAAUGUAAUGUGCCUGGGAACGACAAGUUGCCAGAAGGCAUUGCUUCUAAGAAAUGGUUGCAAUCUUUUCUGACAAAAGUUGAAACUGUUGAAUACAAUGGUAACAUAUUGACCAAGUUCCCAGAAAAGUCAUUGUUUCCUUGCUCUGCAAAAGUCGUUUCAUUUGGUUUGUUUAAUAGUAAUUUACCAUUUCUGGACUUCCCUUCUAACAGUGAUUCAGUGUCAAAUGAGUGCACCCUGGAAACAGUUCACGAGUCAGAGAGUGAUAACUCUAUAAAUACACAUUUGACUUCAUCUGGUCCGCAUUUCAAAUCUGAAAUUUUGUCUAAUAUUUUUGGUUUUGGAAUGAACUGUUUAUACAAGUGCUCCAGAGUGUUUUCAAGCAAUUCACAUUGCUUUAUUGGAUUUGUUUUCACACAGGUUGAUCCUGUAACUUUGAAUACUAGUGAUGAAAGUGAAAAUACUAAGAAAAAUAAUGUACUUCUAGUUGCUAGAUUAGAUAGGCGGGGAAUUCAGUGUGUUUCCUCAGUGAAGCUUGACGAGUGUCCAAAUAUUGGCUCAGUGGUACAAUGGACAGACUUCCAGUUUUCUGAUAGCCUUCUUAUUUGUCUAAAUGCAUCCGGCUUAGUUGUUUUCUAUGGAGUAAUGUCCGGUGAGUAUGUUGCACAUUUAGGUAUUUCACAGACUUUAGGACUCAACCCUCAGUUGGAUUUUCAUAAGCAAGGAGCAUUGUCUCUAGGUUCUGAGCAACACAGUACUGAAUUUGAUGGAGUUGAUUACAAAAGAGUUUUGCAACAUGGUGAUUCUUCUGAUAGGAGAAUGUUCAAAAGGUUGAUUGCUGCUUCACAUACCUCCCUAAUAGCUGUUGUUGAUGAUUAUGGUGUAAUAUAUGUGAUUUCAGCUGGUGACUAUAUACCGGGCAUGUAUUAUGAAAAUGAGAAAUUACUUCCACAUAUUCAGCAGCAAGGGCUAGGCAUGUUGGGUGGUUGGGAGGUUGGUGGUUGUGAUAUAGGUCACCAAAGGGUAUAUUCUAACAUAUCUGGUUCACAGAAUUCUAUUAUUCAAUCCAUGACAAAUGACAGAUCUUCUUUCCUGGAUGAUUGUGGAAGUAAUGUGCUUAGAAACCAAGAGUUGGACGGUAAGCGAGAAGGGAAGGGAUCCAGCUCAUUUUUGGGUAGAUUUUCUGCUUCAAAAUUAACAGAUCAGAAGCCUUACUACUCUGAAAAGAAGCCACACUUGAUGCGCAAGAUCUUUCUUCCCCCACAAAAGUUUAGGGAAUAUGAUCCCAUCUGUUUCUCUCCAUUAGGAAUUACUCGGCUUGUUAAGAACAGGAAUAUGAUGAACCCGAAGGGUUCUCACAUUGUUCAUCUCAAUCUGCAUGCUGAGUUCGUAGUUUGUGAUGACAACUUUUUGAAUACACGGUGUGAAAUGUUUUAUCUCCAAGGGAGGGAAGAAGCCUUUGUUGGAGAGGCAGUGGGCUGCACUUUCCAGGGAUGUUUUUAUUUGGUAACAGAAAGUGGUCUUUCAGUAGUGCUUCCUUCUGUAUCAGUCUCAUCAAAUUUUCUUCCUCUUGAAGUUAUUGGGUGCGGGCAGUUGACCAAUUCAGGCACCGGAGAUCAAGUUAAAAGCACAAGGGAAAUGAAAGAAUCUCAACAGCCUUGGUCACCCUGGAAUGUUGAAAUUUUGGACAGAGUCCAUCUCUAUGAAAGUGCUGAAGAGGCAGAUCGCUUGUGUUUGGAAAACGGAUGGAACCUGAAAAUAUCUCGGAUGCAUCGACUUCAGUUGGCAUUGGACUACUUGAAAUUUGAUGAGAUAGAACGAUCAUUAGAAAUGCUUGUUGGUGUCAAUUUGGCAGAAGAAGGAGUAUUAAGGUUACUCUUUGGUGCUGUGUAUCUGAUGCUUCAUAAAGUUGGCAAUGAUAAUGAGGUUUCUGCUGCAUCAAGGCUUCUUGCGUUGGCAACUUGCUUUGCAACCAAAAUGAUUCGUAAGUAUUGGUUGGUUGAACAUAAGAAAGAUGCAUAUGAAUAUGAUAGGACCCAGAUGCUUUCACUUCUGCCAGUUUUACCAGAAAAGGUACAAGAUGAAGUGGAAAAUUCAAGAAGACUUCGUGAGAUGGCUCAAUUUUUGGAGAUAAUACGAAACCUGCAAUCUCGACUUGGUUCAAAAUAUAAGAGACCGGACAGAGAAUUGGUGGACAGUGGGGAAACAUCGGCACUACUAGACAAUGAUUUAUCACAGGAUGAAUCUCAGUUGAUAGUUGUUUCUGUAGACCCCGUAUCUUUGGAGACAUCAGAACAACAAGACUUUCCUGUAUCUACAUCUGCCUUUAACUAUUCUGAGAAUCUUGCAUUGACACCUGUGGAUCCUGCAGUGCAUUUGGACCCGGAGGAUUUGAGUGAAGUAUCUCUUGUGCCACGAGGGGGGUUCUUAGAGAAGAAAAUUCUUCCCUUGGAAAACCCCAAAGAGAUGAUAGCACGCUGGAAAAUAGAUAAUUUAGACCUCAAGGCAGUAGUCAAUGAUGCUUUACUCACUGGUCGUCUCCCCUUAGCAGUUCUUCAACUCCAUCUUCAUCGUUCAAGAGAUUCAGUUCCUGGAAAAGAGCCUCAUGAUACUUUCACUGAAGUCCGUGAUAUUGGAAGAGCUAUUGCUUAUGACCUCUUUUUGAAGGGUGAAUCUGGACUUGCUGUGGCCACAUUGCAAAGGCUUGGAGAGGAUGUAGAAGCUAGCCUCAAGCAGUUAUUAUUUGGCACAGUUAGAAGAUAUUUACGAGUGCAAAUCACUGAAGAGAUGAAUAGAUAUGGCUACUUGGGCCCAUAUGAGUGGAAGAUAUUGGAUAGGAUAUCCCUCAUUGAGAGACUUUACCCUAGCAGUAGUUUCUGGAAAACACUUCACGGACGGCAGAAAGAAUUCAUUAGAAUUCCAGCAAGUUCAAGUUUGCCUAAGAGAUAUUAUUUGCGCCUGUUGCAUUCACAUGCAUUCAACAAUUCUACCAUUGAGUGCGAUGACAUUGAUGGAGUUGUUUUUGGUUCAUGGGCAAAUGUCAAUGAAAAUCCUUAUGUUCGUAUGGUUGAUGAAGAUAGUGCUUAUGCUGGAUACUGGGCUUGUGCGGCUGUAUGGUUUAGUUUCUAUGACCAAAGAACCAUUGAACGGAUAGUCUUGGAUCAGCCAUCUUUUAUGGGUGUGCAUGUGUUGUGGGAAUCACAGCUUGAGUACCAUGUAUGCCACAGCGACUGGGAGCAAGUCUCUAGACUCCUGGACCUUAUUCCACCACAAUUUUUAGCAGUUGGAAGCCUCCAAGUCAGCUUGGAUGGGUUACAGCCUGUUUCAAAUGUUGGAUGCAGUAGGCGAUCUGAUUAUGGUGCUUACCUGUGCUCUAUUGAAGAAUUGGAUGCUGUCUGCAUGGAUGUUCCAGAAAUCAAAGUUUUCAGGUUUUCAUGUAAUAACAUGUGCUCCAUAUGGUUAAGGAUGCUGAUGCAAGAGAAACUUGCGAGAAACUUUAUUUUCUUAAAGGAAUAUUGGGAAGGCACUGCUGAUAUAUUACUUCUGCUUGCCCGUUCUGGCUUCAUUACUAGCAAGUGUGAAGUGCCUUCCAAGGAUGAUAAGAUUGAGAGUUUAUCAGUCCCUCAAUUUCCACAUGAAUGUGGAAAAUUUCAUGUCGGGACCUUGCAAGCCUUGCAUAAGCUACUCAUACAUCAUUGUGCGCAGUAUAACUUGCCAUACCUUCUGGACCUUUACCUGGACCAGCAUGAGUUGUUACAAGAUAAUAAUUCACUUGCAUCAUUACAGGAAGCUGCGGGAGAUUGUGAAUGGGCAAGAUGGUUGCUCCUCUCUAGGGUAAAGGGGUGCGAGUAUGAAGCAUCAUUUUCUAAUGCUCGCACGAUCAUGUCACACAAUCUAGUUCCUGGUAGUAACCUAAGCGUUCCAGAGAUGGAUGAAAUAAUUCGUACCGUUGAUGACAUUUCUGAAGGAGGGGCAGAAUUGGCAGCUGUGGCAACCUUAAUGUAUGCUUCUGUCCCAGUUCAAAGUUGUCUGAGUAGUGGUAGUGUAACGAGGCAUAGCAGCACAUCAGCCCAGUGCACACUAGAGAAUCUUAGGCCUACUCUUCAGCGUUUCCCUACAUUGUGGCAAUCAUUUGUAUCAGCAUGUUUUGGGCAUGAUCCCAUUUCCAGUUUUUGGGGGCCUAAGGCAAAUAAUGAUUAUAUAAAUUGGCGCUGCAAAAUAUUUUUCUCUUCUGGAUGUGAUACAUCACUUCGACAAAUGCUGCCAUGCUGGUUUCCUAAGCCUCUACGGAGACUGAUUCAGCUUUAUGUGCAGGGUCCUCUUGGAUGGCAAACAGUGUCAGGUCUGCCAAUAGGAGAAGGUUUGUUACACAGAGAUGCAGAAUUUUUCAUAAAUGCUGAUGAGGAUACUGAGUUCGGCGCAAUCUCCUUGGAAGCUACCAUCCAAAAACACAUUCAGGAGGAACUCUAUAAUUCUGCGCUUGGGGUAUCUGAAAAUUCACUUGGCUUGGAGCACCAUUUACAUCGUGGACGUGCACUAGCAGCUUUUAAUCAUUUACUUACUGCGAGAGUUCAAAAACUGAAGUCAGAAAGGCAAGCGCAUGGACAAACAAAUGUUCAAGCAGAUGUUCAAACACUUCUUGGACCUAUAAAAGAAAGUGAAAAGUCUCUUCUUGCAUCUGUCAUGCCAAUUGCAAUUAUGCAUUUUGAGGAUUCUGUGUUGGUGGCAUCAUGUGCUCUCCUCCUGGAGGUUUGUGGCUUUUCUGCCAGCAUGCUCCGCAUAGACAUUGCAGCCUUGAGACGGAUUUCUUCUUUUUACAAAUCGAAUGAAAAUAUUGAGAGCUUACGGCAACUUCCAACCAAGAGUUCUGAAUUUCAUGCAGUUAGCCAUGAAAGUGAUAUAACAGUAUCUAUUGCUCAAGCUCUCGCAGAUGAAUAUCUGCACCAGGAUAUUUCAAGCAAUGGUAAGCAAAAGGGUACUCCAAAUGUAGCUGCUAGUAGACAACCUUCACGAGCUCUCAUGCUUGUUUUACAUCACUUGGAAAAAGCUAGCCUUCCUCAAACGGUGGAUGUAAAGACAUGUGGUUCUUGGCUUUUGAGUGGCAAUGGUGAUGGAAUGGAGUUAAGAUCUCAGCAGAAAGCUGCAAGCCAUCAUUGGAAUUUAGUUACAGUUUUUUGUCAGAUGCAUCACCUUCCUUUGAGUACAAAAUACCUUUCUGUAUUGGCAAGAGACAACGAUUGGGUCGGAUUUUUGUCGGAAGCUCAGAUUGGAGGAUAUCCUUUUAAUACGGUGGUCCAAAUGGCAUCAAAGGAGUUUAGUGAUCCACGUCUCAAAAUUCAUAUUUCAACAGUUUUGAAAGGCAUGCAGUUAAGAAGAAAAGCUAGCUCCUCCUCGUAUUUAGAUACUACAGAAAAGAAUAGCGAAGUGUCCUUUCCAGAAGAAAACAUUUGUGUCCCGGUCGAACUCUUUAGAAUAUUAGCAGAAUGUGAAAAGCAGAAAUUUCCUGGAGAGGCCAUUUUGAUGAAAGCGAAGGAGUUGUCCUGGUCAAUUUUGGCAAUGAUUGCCUCUUGCUUUUCAGAUGUGUCUCCAAUAUCUUGCCUAACAGUCUGGCUGGAAAUUACUGCUGCAAGGGAAACUUCUUCUAUUAAGGUGAAUGAUAUUGCUUCCAGAAUUGCAAGAAAUGUUGGAGCAGCCGUGGAAGCUACUAAUUCCCUUCCAGCAGGAAGUAAAGGCAUGUGUUUUCAUUACAAUAGGAAAAAUUCAAAACGAAGGCGGCUUUUGGAGCCCAUCUCAAGAGAUCCCUCAGAUGCUUCAAUUUCUAAUAUUUCAAAUUCUCUUCCACGUGCAAAUAUAUUUGAUUCCCCGGGCCUUAUUUCUAAAGGGGAAAGAAAGAUAGAACUUGGGGAAAGUAUGAAUGUUUCCAGUGAUUCUGAGGAAGGGCCUGCUUUGCUGUCCAAGAUGGUUGCAGUGCUUUGUGAGCAACACUUGUUCCUGCCUUUGUUAAGGGCAUUUGAAAUGUUCCUUCCGUCAUGUUCUCUCUUACCUUUCAUACGUGCUCUCCAGGCAUUUUCACAAAUGCGCCUAUCUGAAGCCUCAGCGCAUUUGGGUUCAUUUUCUGCCCGAAUUAAAGAAGAAUCAACACGCCUGCCAGUAAAUGUUGGACGAGAAGCGCAGAUUGGUACAUCAUGGAUCAGCUUCACCUCCAUUAAAGCUGCAGAUUCAAUGCUUUUGACAUGUCCAUCUCCUUACGAGAAAAGAUGUUUACUGCAACUGCUUGCUUCAACUGAUUUUGGAGAUGGAGGGUCCGCAGCAACAUACUACCGACGUCUUUAUUGGAAAAUUAAUUUAGCAGAGCCAUUAUUACGCAAGGAUGACAUUUUACAUCUUGGGAGCGAGACUUUAGAUGAUGUUUCCCUUGCAACGGGACUGGAGAAUAACAGGCACUGGGAGCAGGCACGGAACUGGGCCAGACAGUUGGAGGCCAGUGGUGCACCUUGGAAAUCUGCUGUUCAUCGUGUAACUGAAAAUCAGGCUGAAUCAAUGGUAGCUGAAUGGAAGGAGUUUCUUUGGGAUGUUCCAGAGGAGAGAAUUGCAUUAUGGGGCCAUUGCCAAACGUUGUUCAUCAGAUACUCUUUCCCAGCUUUACAGGCUGGGUUAUUUUUCCUGAAACAUGCAGAAGCUUUGGAAAAAGAUCUUCCAGCUAGAGAGCUUCAUGAGCUGUUGCUGCUUUCUCUACAAUGGUUAAGCGGGAUGAUAACCCUGUCCAGUCCAGCUUAUCCACUUCAUCUUAUUCGAGAAAUCGAGACUAAAGUGUGGCUCUUGGCAGUAGAAUCAGAAGCACACAUUAAGGAUGAAGGAGACUUCAAUUUAAGCAGUUCCAGCCGUGACCCGAUUAUGAAAAAUAGCUCCAGUAUUAUUGACCGGACUGCAUGUCUAAUAACAAAAAUGGACAAUCAUGUUGGUACAUUUAAGAAUAGAACGGUUGAGAAACAUGAUCCAAGAGAAAAUAACCAGGCACAUAACAAGAACUAUGUAUUAGAUACUAGCUUUCCAAUGACCACAGGGGGGAGUACAAAGACAAAGCGGAGGACAAAGGGGUACGGGCUGUUAAGACGGCCACCACUUGAUGCGGUAGAGAAGCACACUGAUCUUCAUGAUGGUUCCAACCCUCCCAACGUUAGAAGUGAUUUACAAUCUCAGGACGAAAACAUAAAAAUGGAAAUGUCAUUUUCACGAUGGGAGGAAGGGGUAGGACCAGCAGAGCCGGAAAGUGCUGUUCUUUCCUUAUUGGAAUUUGGACAAAUAGCAGCUGCAAAGCAACUCCAGCAUAAGCUAUCUCCAGAUAAAAUCCCAUAUGAAUUUGUAGUUGUGGAUGCUGCAUUGAAACUUGCAGGAAUGUCUUCAAGUAAGAAAGUAUCCUUAUCAAUGCUAGAUGAGGAGGUGCGUUCUGUUAUGCAAUCGUACAACAUACUGAAUGAACAGCAUCAAGUUGACCCACUGCAGGUUUUGGAGAGUCUUGCAACCAAUCUUUCUGAAGGUUGUGGGCGUGGAAUAUGUAAGAAGAUAAUAGCAGUCGCCAAAGCCGCAACCAUCUUAGGCAUUUCAUUUUCCGAGGCAUUUGAUAAGCAGCCAAUUGAAUUACUACAGCUGCUUUCCCUUAAAGCACAGGAGUCAUUUGAGGAGGCGCAUCUCCUUGUAAGAACUCAUUCAAUGCCAGCGGCCAGUAUUGCUCAAAUUCUUGCAGAAUCCUUUCUAAAGGGCUUAUUGGCUGCUCAUCGUGGAGGGUAUAUGGAUUCUCAAAAGGAAGAAGGACCUGCUCCUUUAUUGUGGAGAUUUUCAGACUUCUUGAAGUGGGCAGAGCUUUGCUCUUCUGAGCAAGAAAUUGGACAUGCAUUGAUGCGUUUGGUUAUUACCGGACAAGAAGUACCACAUGCCUGUGAGGUUGAGCUUCUAAUUUUGUCCCACCACUUCUACAAAUUAUCAUCUUGCCUUGAUGGAGUUGAUGUUCUUGUAGCCCUCGCAGCUACUAGGGUAGAAGCGUAUGUAUCUGAGGGUGAUUUUUCAUGUUUGGCCCGUCUCAUAACUGGAGUAGGAAACUUCCAUGCCCUCAAUUUCAUUCUUGGAAUUCUGAUAGAAAAUGGUCAACUGGAUCUCCUUCUUCAGAAGUAUUCUGCUGCGGCAGAUGCAAGUGCUGGCACUGCUGAGGCUGUUAGAGGGUUUCGAAUGGCUGUUCUCACAUCACUCAAGCAUUUCAAUCCAAAUGACCUUGAUGCCUUUGCUAUGGUCUACAAUCAUUUUGACAUGAAACAUGAAACGGCUGCUCUCUUAGAGUCACGAGCGGAGCAGUCAUCUGAGCAGUGGUUUGGCCGUUAUGACAAGGAUCAGAAUGAAGAUCUUUUAGACUCUAUGCGGUAUUACAUUGAAGCUGCUGAAGUUCACAAAUCCAUCGAUGCUGGCAACAAAACACGCGCUGCAUGCGCUCAGGCUUCCCUUGUGUCCCUUCAAAUUCGAAUGCCUGACUUCCAGUGGCUGUACCGUUCGGAAACCAAUGCCAGGCGGGCCCUUGUUGAACAGUCUCGUUUUCAAGAAGCCCUCAUUGUUGCUGAAGCCUAUGGCCUUAAUCAGCCAAGCGAGUGGGCUUUGGUACUUUGGAACCAGAUGCUGAAACCAGAAGUAAUGGAAGAGUUUGUGGCUGAAUUUGUGGCCGUGCUUCCUCUCCAGCCUUCGAUGCUUGCUGAUCUAGCAAGAUUUUAUAGGGCAGAGGUGGCAGCGAGAGGGGACCAAUCCCAACUCUCGGUUUGGCUAACGGGGGGAGGGUUGCCAGCUGACUGGGCCAAGUAUCUGGGGAGGUCGUUUAGAUGCUUGUUGAGAAGGACGAGAGAUUUGAAGCUGCGGUUACAACUGGCUACUGUCGCUACUGGCUUUGGGGAUGUCAUUGAUGCAUGCAUGAACGCAUUAGAUAGGGUUCCGGACAAUGUUGGACCACUUGUACUCAGGAAAGGUCAUGGUGGUGCCUAUCUCCCGCUAAUGUGAGUCACUCACUUCAUUAGUUCAAACCUCAGGAGGAUUUUGUAUAUUCGGGAGAGUCUCUGUCUGUAAAUUAUUUAACAGGUUUGCGAGAAAAUUACGGCAUGUUUUGUAUCCUAUUAAAAACGUGUUUGGUAUGAAAUUCAAAAUUGCUUUUAAAUCUUUAA